This is a messenger RNA of Lolium perenne, 384 nucleotides long. The record is from RefSeq and is a predicted model, not a curated record. NCBI's taxonomy places the organism in Eukaryota, Viridiplantae, Streptophyta, Magnoliopsida, Poales, Poaceae.
AUGACAUCUGCUCCGCCGGUGAGCAGCGUUUGCCGUUGCGCUUCUAGCUCAGCUCGUGCGGCCGCGACAUCGGCGUUGUGCGCGAUUGGCGUUGCCAGCACACUCAUGGAAGCUUGGAGCGGAGUUGCCGCCGGUGGCACGUUGGAGGUCCCGGCGGUGAUCUCGUCGUGCUCGGUGGGAGGCUUUGACGUGCGCCCGGAUUUGGCUUGCGCAGCGCCCUCUUCUGCUGCUCCUUGGCCCGCUCCGGCUGCGCCGGCCAUCAUGACCUCGACGCUGCCGGCGGCGCGGUCGAUGCGCGUCCCGCGGGCAGCUGCAGACCUUGCAGGAUCCGGCGCCACCAACACCAGCGAUGGGUACUGGGGCUCUGGCACGGUGCCGAGGUAA